AUGGCCUGGCAAGAACUUGAUCUUCUAGGCGGCCUACGGGCAGCAACCUCAGGGUCCACGGGCGUUGGCUCUUCCGUGGAGCUCCCUCCCGCGGUAUCGAAAGUUGAGGCUUUCCCGCUUCUGCACGAAAAAGAAAACCAACUGCCUAGUAAUGAACCACUGUUUAAGCAGGGUCCUCACGACGCCUCCUCGUGGCUGGGGCAGCAAUCAAGCACGUCAAACACAGAAGAGCGUUUCUCGAACGCUGCAAGCAUUUUCGCUCCGUACAGGCUCGCAACGAAACGGGACAUCCUGCUCAUAGCUGUAGGAGCAGUGUCCAGCGUUAUGUCCGGAUGUGUCCAUCCAGCGUUUGUUUUGAUUUUCGGGAACCUCAUCAAUGAAAUCGAUUCUGGCCUGGACACCAACUACUACUCGAUGGUCCUAGGCUGGCUGGCAGUGCUCAGCUUUUUUACGUCCUGGGCUGCCACAUCAUGCUUCGAAUAUGUCGCAGACAAACAAAUCGCCAAGCUCCGCGAGAAAUACUUCGAUUCGGUUAUUUCGCAGGAUACAGCGUGGUUCGACACGCAUGAUACUGGCACGGUGGUAUCCCAGCUUGAAGACGGAAUCGUCGCAAUCAGGAACUCAAUAGGGACGAAGUUGUCGAUGCUUAUUCAGUUUGUGAUCGUUGGAGUCGGGGGCCUCGUCGUUGCGUUUGUGCGCAACUGGAAGCUUGCUGGAGUGGCUAUAUUUGGCAUCCCUUUAGUGGUCGGCUUUGGAUGCUUCUUCGGCUGGGCGCUAGAAAAGGCGAAGGCAAAGAGCGCUGCUUCAUAUGGUGAAGCGGGGCAAAUAGCGGAAGAAACUUUACAGUCUUUGAGGACUGUCAGUUCCCUCGGAGCUGAAGACCUGGCGGCACAAGCGUACAAGUCGAAGCUGCUCUUGGCAGAACAGGAGGGCAUCCGGGGUGGUGCUGUGGCUUCUAUCGGGAUCGGAGGCAUGAUGAUGUCGGUCUUCUUGAUGUUCGCCCUCGGUUUUUGGUACGCGGGUAUGCUAGCGGCGAAGACACGGGAGAUGAAGCUAAGUGGUGUUCCUAACGUCCAAGACUUCAAAGGAGGCGAUGGUGUGUCAGUUUUUUUUUCCAUCGUUAUGAGUGCCUUUGCCAUCGGGAACACCAUAUCAAACUCAGCGGCUUUUGCUAAUGCAGUGACCGCUGCCGAAGAUCUGCAACGUCUAAUUUUAUGCAAGAGGGGAGAUGAAAAAGACCGCUGCGGGGUACGGACAGAUGUGCGUCUUGACGGGGAUAUCGUGUUUGAACACGUCAAGUUCGGGUACCCCACAAGGAGGCGACAGCCAGUGUUCUGUGAUCUCAACAUGCGCAUCCCUGGCGGCAAGACCGUUGCACUUGUUGGACUGUCGGGCUGCGGGAAAUCGACAAUUCCGCUGCUUCUGACGCGUCUCUAUGACGUAGAUGGCGGCAAGAUUACGGUUGGCAAUGUGCCCAUAAAGACAAUUGACGUGCGCUGGCUUCGGUCGCAGAUUGGCGUAGUGAACCAGGAGCCGAUUUUGUUUUCAUGCUCAAUAGGUGAAAAUAUACGGUUGGGGUCGCCAUCACCUGUGAAGGACGAGGAGCUUGUUUUCGCGGCACAGCAGGCCCAUGCCGACGGCUUCAUCCAACAGUACCCAGAGAAGUAUGAAACAGACGUUGGUGUCCGUGGAAGCCGACUUUCAGGUGGCCAGAAACAGCGAGUCGCCAUUGCUCGUGCUCUGGUGCGCAAGCCAGCAAUUAUUAUUUUGGAUGAAGCUACUUCUGCCCUGGAUGCAUCAUCAGAGAAACGUGUGCAGAGCGCUAUCGACUCUCUUGUCGCGACAACAAAGGCUACGACGAUCAUAAUAGCCCACCGACUGUCGACAAUCCAGCAUGCGGAUCUCAUCCUUGUUUUAGAACAGAAUGACAAAAAUGGUGCAGUUGUUGUUCAGCAAGGCACCCAUUCAGAGCUCAUGAGGGAGAGGAACGGCCUCUACUACAACCUCGUGCGGUCGCAGCUUGUAGAGUUAAACAGGGAUCAAGAUGAGGCAGAAGUGAAUUUCUACAGAAGCCCGAUUGAAGACUGCAUGAUGCCAUUGGCAAAUUGGUGGGCGUUGCUGUUCCUCAUCUUGGGCGUGGUAGACGGAAUCCUGGAGUUUUGCAAGUUUUUCACAGUCGAAUAUAUGGGGUACAAACUAACAACUUCACUGAGGAGUCGUGCAUUUACGGAGGCCGCACACCAGGAAAUCGAGUUCUAUGAUGAGGAAGGGCAUACGGCAAGCUCUGUCCUUAGCAUCCUUUGCAGUGACGUUCCCCUAGUAAAAACAGGCAGCGCAGGAAACUUUGCAGCUACAACACAGGCGCUAGCUACAAUGGCAGCAGGCAUAGGCCUUGCCUUUUGUGGGGAAGCUAGACUGGCAGCUGUGAUCCUGGCUUGCUUUUGCCUCUUGGUGCCAGCGCUUCUCGUAGACACGCGCUUUGCAGAUUACAAGGCAAACACAGAAACGGGAACGGCGGGCAAGUACGAAUCAGCGAGUCCCGUGGCAAUUUUCAGUGAAGCUAUCAGUUGCAGUCGCGUUAUUGCAACCUUCGGAUUGGAGCAGCGCAUCAAGGAGAAGUACAGGCACGCGGUACAAAAGGAUGUCAGGCGAAUGUGGAGAUCAGCUCUGUCGGUGGGAGUGAUGUGGGGUUUUAGUCAAGGCUCGCAGUUCUUGGUUAACGCUUUAGCUCUCUGGUAUGGUGGCAAACUGGUGGCUGAUGGAUCUACGGAGGCGACAACUAUGAUGCAGACCCUAUUCGCUCUCGUGUUUGCGGCGAACGGGAUUGGCCAGACAGUCCUUGUCGCCACAGACGGGACCAAGGCGAGAGAAGCGGCUAAGCGGCUCUUCUGCUUGAUUCGGGGCGGAUCAAAGAUUGACACCAGAGAUAUGGAAGGCUUUUGCUUCGCCCAGCAAGAGUUCCGAGAUGGCAUUGUGUUUGAUCGAGUGCAGUUUCGAUGUCCAAGCAGGCCUGACGUAAAGGUAUUCGCAAACCUGAGCUUCCGGGUGAUGCCAGGCCAGACAGUGGCACUUGUCGGAAACUCAGGAUGCGGCAAGUCCACCGCCAUUCAAUUGCUAGAGCGCUUCUACGACGUGGAUGACGGGAAUACUGUGACAAUCGAAAGAAGAAAACAACAGCGAGGAGGCCACCGCGGAUCUAUUACUAUCGACGAGGUUGAUAUACGAGACAUCAACGUACGAAGUCUGCGAUCGGUGAUUGCGCUCGUAAGCCAAGAGCCUGUCCUCUUUGACAUGACAAUUGCCGAGAAUAUUCGGUAUGGGAAGCCAAACGCAACUGAUGGUAUGGGACGAGAGUGGGAAGAAGAGGCGCCCUGCUUUCAGGGGGCCAGAAACAAAGAAUUGCAAUUGCCCGGAGACCCGCAGAGGACACCACUCUACUGA
Molecule: messenger RNA, 3441 nt
Organism: Besnoitia besnoiti
Lineage: Eukaryota; Apicomplexa; Conoidasida; Eucoccidiorida; Sarcocystidae
Product: ABC transporter transmembrane region domain-containing protein
Exons: 31
Coding region: 1-3441 (1146 amino acids)
Biological process (GO): transmembrane transport
Cellular component (GO): membrane
Molecular function (GO): ATP hydrolysis activity; ABC-type transporter activity; ATP binding
Source: RefSeq, a predicted model, not a curated record